Molecule: messenger RNA, 447 nt
Organism: Leguminivora glycinivorella
Lineage: Eukaryota; Metazoa; Arthropoda; Insecta; Lepidoptera; Tortricidae
Exons: 1
Coding region: 1-447 (148 amino acids)
Source: RefSeq, a predicted model, not a curated record
AUGGUCACGCUGUGUUAUGCGGACGACACACUGGUGGCCGUGCGAGGGCGGGAGUUGGAGGAGGUUCUAAGGAAGGCGGCGGUGGCGACGGAGCUCACUGUACACCGCAUCGAACUCCUCGGGCUGCGGGUCGCCAUUGAAAAGACCGAUGCCAUGGUUCUGGGGGGUACGAGGGAGUGGAAACUGCGGGCAAGCACGGCGUUGAGGGUGGAGGGUCAGUCCGUCCAGGUCAAGGCCAACAUAAAAUACUUGGGUCUUGUCCUGGACAGAAAAUGGGCUUUUGAGGAGCACUUCGCGAGACUUGCUCCUCGUCUUGUGGGUGCUGCCUCGGCACUGGGUCGCCUGCUGCCUAACUUGGGGGGCCGAAUGCUCCCUGCAGGCGGCUGUUUGCGGGUGUCGUCCGGAGCAUGGCGCUCUACGGAGCGCCAAUCUGGGCAGGACGACUGA